Messenger RNA from Suillus fuscotomentosus, 372 nucleotides. RefSeq lists its product as uncharacterized. The record is from RefSeq and is a predicted model, not a curated record. The transcript has a single exon. The annotation marks the transcript as partial. NCBI's taxonomy places the organism in Eukaryota, Fungi, Basidiomycota, Agaricomycetes, Boletales, Suillaceae.
CCUAGGUUUUCAGUUUGCCCAGACUUCAUGUCCGAAAGGUAUCGAGUCAGUCGGAUCAGCAUGGUGACAGCCAACAUCACCGAAGCCCAGGCCGCCGACACCCUUCGCAACAUAUGGGUGACCACCAAUGAAGACUUGUGUUUACAAUGGCAACAACAACUUGCAGAAGACGACAGACUGAAAGCAGAGAAGCAGCGUUUAGACGAAGAAGAUCAGGAACAUCAACGAGCAGCUUUGCAACUUGAAGAAGCUACAGCGCGCGCAGAUGAAAAGAAGAAAAACCGUCUAAAACACAUUCCAAUGCCCAUGCGCCCUCGUCCCUUCGCCAAUGACGAAGAAGCCUUAAUUUCAGAGUUCGCAACACGCAAACUG